GAUCCUGAAACUAACUUCAUUGCCUGCUAUAUGUAAUGUCCGCUGUGGUGCCUGGCUGUUAUGUAGUCCAGAACUAUAAAAUGAGUUCUCCGUAUUUUAUGCAACGCAGCUCUGUCCUCACCCGGAGUAGCAGUACUGGAAGAGUAGCUGCGGCCUCUUUAAGUUCCAAACUCACCAGCACACAGAGAGAUGCGGACACCAGUUCUGCAGUGAAGGUGGAGGCGGAGGAGGCGACAGUGUCCAAACUCGAGUCAUCCACCGGUGAACAGCAGACAGAAGCUUCGUCACAGCCUCCACACAGUCGCAGGAGAAGGCAGGUUAAGGUGGAAUAUGACAGAGAUGAUGGUAUUUCCCAGGUAAAGGUGGAGCACUGGGAGCCUCUGGAUUGGAUGAAACAGUUGGGUUUCAUCCGGGAGAUGAGGAGCGGUCGCGAUGCUCCUGUGGAUAACAUGGGAGCAGAGAAAUGCUAUGACGCAGAAGCCCCUCCACAGGUGAGACGCUUCCAGGUGUUGGUGUCGCUCAUGCUGUCCAGCCAGACAAAGGACCAGGUAACGGGAGCAGCUAUGCAGAGGCUCCGAGCACAUGGCUGCACUGCAGAGAACAUCGUCGCCACUGAUGAUAAAAAACUGGGAGAACUCAUCUAUCCUGUGGGCUUCUGGAGGAAUAAGGUGAAAUUUCUGAAGCAGACGUCAGCCAUGCUGAUGACUGAGUUUGGGGGAGAUAUCCCAAACAGCGUGGAAGGGCUGGUUCGCCUGCCGGGGGUCGGACCUAAGAUGGCUCACCUGGCCAUGGACAUUGCCUGGAACCAAGUGUCUGGAAUAGGAGUGGACACACAUGUUCAUCGCAUCUCCAACAGGCUGGGCUGGCUCAAGAAACCAACCAAGAACCCAGAGGACACACGCAAGGCCCUGGAGGACUGGUUACCUAGGUAACUACAUUAUGAUCAGUACAUUCUUUAAAAGCCAUAAUGCUGUAA
This is a messenger RNA of Cyprinodon tularosa, 976 nucleotides long. RefSeq names its product nth-like DNA glycosylase 1 (gene nthl1). Gene Ontology annotation, molecular function: oxidized pyrimidine nucleobase lesion DNA N-glycosylase activity; DNA binding; DNA-(apurinic or apyrimidinic site) endonuclease activity. Gene Ontology annotation, cellular component: nucleus. Lineage: Eukaryota; Metazoa; Chordata; Actinopteri; Cyprinodontiformes; Cyprinodontidae. Gene Ontology annotation, biological process: base-excision repair, AP site formation; base-excision repair; nucleotide-excision repair. The coding region runs from base 36 to 932 and encodes 298 amino acids. The transcript has 5 exons. The record is from RefSeq and is a predicted model, not a curated record.